Molecule: messenger RNA, 1389 nt
Organism: Symbiodinium sp. CCMP2456
Lineage: Eukaryota; Dinophyceae; Suessiales; Symbiodiniaceae
Source: the annotation of a GenBank genome assembly
AUGUACGUCAGCGUGAAGUCGCUGUCCCUGUUCUUCUGUCGGCCGUCCUUGCCAGGUUAUGUGUUCGUCAACUUUCCGGACCCUGCAGCAGCUCAAAACGCCGUUCGAGCUUUUUCCAAUUAUCAUUUCCGUCUUCACGAUAGCAAAAAGGUUGGCAAAGUAUCGCCAGCGCACAUCCAGGGCCUUGAGAACAACCUCAGGCACCUCCAGGAUCGAGCUGUCGUGCUGGGCAACCAUCCUUGCAGCCCCAUAGUAAUGUGGAAGGGACAGAAGGUGGAACUGAGCCUCAUAUUUCAAGAGCUGAGGACCCAGGACACCUUGAGAAAGUUUGAGAGUGGCCACAGCUCCUCUCCUGGCCACAUCCAGGCACAGAGCGACCUCGCCCAGGCCGCAGCCGAAGCCUUGAAGGCCCCAGCACCGGCGAAUGUCGGCGAGACUUUCGCUGCCCUGCUGGACCGCGCGGCGGGGCUUUCUCGAUCGCAAGGUGCAGCGAUGGAUCCUGGCUUAGUGAUGCCCUACAUGCAGCGGGCAGCUCAGGGAAUGCAACAAGGCGGUCAGGGCAUUCUGUCGCCACCUGGAUCCGUUGGGUCGAACUACAGUAUGGUGACGGCACAAGGAGGUGCAUCACCUGCUGCCGCAGCAUACAAUCGCAUGAUGGCAGCUGGAGCUCAAGGCUACAGCCACCCUGGCCUUGGUCAGGCGGUGAAUCUUUUGCAGUCGGCGGUGCCCUGCCAGAGGGCGCCUGCCUCCGACAAGGGGGUCUCAAUGGGCCCACCGCCUGGCCAGUUCUUUGCAAGGAAGCCAGAGCAGCUCACUGCUCCAAGUCCGAGCUCCUUGAAUGCCUCAGCUGCGCCGUGGCCAUCAGCACAGGAGCUGGCUGCCAUCGGACUGGUGGCAGAUCCAAAUCUGUACGGCAUGCUGCAGAACCGGUCAGCAUGCAAUCAAGCCUGGAACGUCGAUGAAGACAUCUUUGGUGGAGAUGACCAAGAUGGCACACCGACGCCGUACGACUCACGAACGCCCGCCGUGGUUUCGCCGCAUUCCUGGUCUGGAUCCCCGACAGCACCACCAGGAUUAGCGCCGCCACCAGCUGGAGCGCAGCAUUUGCAUGACGGUGGUAGCAACAGCCGGCGAAGCAUGCUCUCCCCGCCAUCAAGUGCUUCAGGCAGGCAUGCAUUGAGGCCGGGCUUGCAAUCCGGAUGUCCUUCCACGGCUACGACUUCAGGUAGCGGAUCUCCUGAGUUGACAGCUCCACCAAUCAAGCCGGAGCCACCGGCAGUGAUGUCAAACAUGGCAGCAAGUAAUGCCAUCGGAAUCAAAGAAAUCACCAUGAAGAGUGCGGACCAGAAUUUGUUGGACAAGUUCAUGGCAAAAUUUGGCUCUCCUUGA